This is a messenger RNA of Dryobates pubescens (Downy woodpecker), 2850 nucleotides long. RefSeq names its product sprouty related EVH1 domain containing 1 (gene SPRED1). Gene Ontology annotation, molecular function: protein kinase binding. NCBI's taxonomy places the organism in Eukaryota, Metazoa, Chordata, Aves, Piciformes, Picidae. The transcript has 6 exons. Gene Ontology annotation, biological process: multicellular organism development; negative regulation of MAPK cascade. The record is from RefSeq and is a predicted model, not a curated record. Bases 1165 to 2409 code for a protein of 414 amino acids. Gene Ontology annotation, cellular component: membrane.
GAACUACUUUCAGGAAACUCGCGCGCGGGGCAGGCGGCGGGCGCCGCGGGGAGGGCGGCGGCGCGGGGCCAAGGGGCUUGCGUUCUGCCCCCUCGCCCGUCCCUCGCCUCCCUCCCUCCCUCUCCCCCGUGGUUAUUUUGGAUCAAGCUGUGGCGGCGGAAGGAGCUUGAAGUCAACGCUUCCGCCCAGUUUUCCUGUGAGGAGGCGGCGGCGGCCGCUGCUGCUGCGAGGAGCCGAGGCGGCGGCGGCCGCUAAUGGAGUUGGUGCCGGGGAGGGAGCGCGGCCGCUGAACUUCUGCGCUGAAGCUUUCUCCCUCCUCUUCCCCUCGUCCUUCGGCCGGGGGGCUCCUGGCUCGGCCCGGCAGCUCCUCUUCCCCUCCCUCCCCGUCCCUUUCCUCGCACAAACAGCCGUGACGCAUCCUCUCUCUCUCCCUCUCCUCCGUUCCCCCCUCCUCUCCUUCCCACCCCCAGGCUGGUUUAAAACGCCUCCCUCCCCCCGUCACCAGCCUUCUCCUUGGGGCCGGCUCGUCCUCCCUGCGCAGUGCUCGGCGUCGCUUUGGAAGGGGUGGGAGAGCCCAGCCGAGCCGCUCAGCCCCCCUCUCUCUUCCCCCCUCUCCCCCCCCGCCCCCUUUCCCGCCCCAGCCUGUGGCGGCUCCGGUGUCUGGAGGAAUUUGUGCCGCCGCCUGCCCCGGCUGGGCGCGGGAGGCGGCCGAGCAGCGGCAGGAGGGCCACGGCGAAGGAAGGCUGCAGCGGGAGAUGAGCUGCAGCGGGAGGACGGUGCGGUGCAGCUUUUUGCGGCGGGGAGCCCUCCCUUGUCUCCAGCACUCCGUUUCCCUUUAAGUGGGAGCAGCUCGAGAGGAGAAGAUCUGUGGUUGUUGCUGCUGUUUCCACCGCUGCCUUCACCACCACCACCAUCAUCAUCAUCAUCAUCAUCUCUUAAAGACAGGGGAAAUACAUUCCGGCGCCGGACAAGGAUUUCAUGUUUGCAGGAUAAAGAUCGCUGCCUUCCCCCUCCCUCUCCUUCGCUUUGCCACACUGCCCGUGCCCUGGCCGGGGGCGGCAGACCGUGGGGGGGUAACAAUGGUGAAGUUUCUGGUGAGUUCUGGCUGCGCCCUGGCUGCGUCGGUGCUGCUCCGUCUCCCUGUCGGAUCGCGGUGAGGAGAAAAUGAGCGAAGAGACGGCGACUUCUAACAACGAUAAUAGUUAUGCACGAGUGCGAGCUGUGGUGAUGACCCGGGAUGACUCAAGUGGUGGAUGGUUACCACUUGGAGGGGGUGGCCUGAGCUGUGUCACAGUCUUCAAAGUCAUUCCCCAGGAGGAGAAUAGCUGUGCUGAUUUUCUUAUCCAUGGAGAACGACUCAGGGAUAAAACGGUGGUCUUGGAGUGCACGCUGAAGAAGGACCUGGUUUACAACAAAGUUACUCCUACGUUCUACCACUGGAAGAUCGAUGACAAGAAGUUUGGCCUCACCUUUCAGAGCCCUGCUGAUGCCAGAGCCUUUGACAGAGGCAUCCGGAGAGCUGUAGAGGACAUUUCUCAAGGUUAUGCACCCUCCCAGAAUGAGGUUGAAGUGGCAGAGGACUGCCUUCAAGCUACUCAAGAAAACACAUCAGGUUCAUUGAUGAAAGAUCACCUGUUCCAGCAGGACACUGUGGUGACCAGUGACCCUUACAGCAGUGCCAACUUAAGGCCUUCAGCACUGGAGGAUUUCAGCAGCAGGAGAGCCUGUUUGCCUAGCCAGCCCAACCAGGUGCCCCUGAAGUCCCUCAGGCACGUCAGCUUCCAGGACGAAGAUGAGAUUGUGAGGAUCAACCCUCGGGACAUCCUGAUCCGGCGGUAUGCGGACUACCGGCACCCCGACAUGUGGAAGAGCGAGCUGGAGAGGGAGGAGGCAGACUCACACCCCCCCUUUUCUAAAGCAGACAGUAAAAAGCCUGACUAUUUAUACCCCUGUGGGGAUGGAACUAAGUCCAACUCCCUGAAAGACUCCAAGAGCUCUGUGGUAUUUAAAUCUCAGCCCUCCUCGUCCAAACUGAAGAGCUCCAAGAGGAGGAAAGAGGAGGGGGAGCGCUCCCGCUGCGUCUACUGCCAGGAGAGGUUCAACCACGAGGACAACGGGCGAGGCAAGUGCCAGGACGCCCCAGACCCCAUCAAGAGAUGCAUCUACCAAGUCAGCUGCAUGCUGUGUGCAGAGAGCAUGCUCUAUCACUGCAUGUCAGACUCGGAAGGAGACUUCUCCGACCCCUGCUCGUGCGACACCAGCGACGACAAGUUCUGCCUGCGCUGGUUGGCGCUGGUGGCCCUCUCCUUCGUGGCUCCCUGUAUGUGCUGCUACCUCCCCUUGAGGGCCUGCCAUCACUGUGGGGAGCUGUGUGGGUGCUGUGGAGGGAAGCAUAAAGCUGCAGGAUGAGUCAGCCCUGCUGCCAAACAGAGCUUGUGGAGAGGAAAAAACACCACCACCACCGACGGCGACGACGACGACGACUGAAAUCUUUGAGGCAUCCGGCCGGGGGUUGAGGAAGCUCUUCCUGUGGCAAGCUCGAGGGGGAGAGAGAGAGGGAGAGAGGGAGAGAGGGAGAGAUGCUUGGUGUGGAGGAAGGAAGCAAGGAAGACUUGUCAGACCCUGGGCAUUUUCCAAGUGCUAGCCAUGCCUGACUCUUCCCUUGGGAGCUGCGAGUUGCUGGAGGAGGUUUCUGGGCUCGGUUUUUAUCUUCAUUUCUUUUCGACGGGGAUUGAGACCCAAAACGCAGAGCAGAGGAAGGAAGCCUUGUGGUGAUCGUUGGCUCUAAAAUGAGUGCUCUAAACUCUGACCAUACUAAAAGGGAUUAACUUGGGGGCCACUUUGGACACG